Molecule: messenger RNA, 3732 nt
Organism: Gadus macrocephalus (Pacific cod)
Lineage: Eukaryota; Metazoa; Chordata; Actinopteri; Gadiformes; Gadidae
Product: ADP-ribosylation factor-binding protein GGA3-like
Exons: 17
Coding region: 102-2387 (761 amino acids)
Biological process (GO): intracellular protein transport; vesicle-mediated transport
Cellular component (GO): trans-Golgi network
Molecular function (GO): phosphatidylinositol binding; ubiquitin binding; small GTPase binding
Source: RefSeq, a predicted model, not a curated record
CAUCCCAUCACUUUCCAUAAUAAAUCGCACGAGGAGGGCGUGGGGAUGUGUCGUCACAGGUCACGCGGUGUUUGCGCCCACAACAGAAGAAGGGUGCAAAUAUGGCGGGCGACGGGGAGUCGCUGGAGUCUUGGCUCAACAAAGCCACCAGCUCAGCUAACCGACAGGAAGACUGGGAGUAUAUUAUGGGAUUCUGUGACCAAAUCAAUAAAGAGCUUGAGGGUCCACAGAUAGCUACAAGGCUGUUGGCUUACAAGAUCCAGUCUCCACAGGAAUGGGAAGCCAUGCAGACCUUGACGGUUCUAGAGGCUUGCAUGAAGAACUGUGGUGGAAGAUUUCAUAACGAAGUUGGAAAAUUCCGUUUUCUAAAUGAACUGAUAAAGGUAGUUUCACCCAAGUACUUUGGUGACAGAAUAUCGGAGAAAGUGAAGAAUAAGGUCAUUGAGAUUUUAUACAGUUGGACUGUCUCUCUACCUGAUGAAGCAAAGAUCUCAGAAGCGUAUCAAAUGCUAAAGAAGCAAGGGAUUGUUUCAGUUAACCCAGAACUCCCUCACGACAACACACUAAUACCUUCACCUUCCCUGCGGCCCAAGAAUCCUGUUUUUGAAAACGAAGAGAAGAGCAGGAGAUUAGCAGAACUUCUUAAGAGCAAAAAGCCUGAGGACCUGCAAGAGGCCAACCGGAUCAUCAAAAACAUGGUGAAAGAGGACGAUGUACGGGCCCAGAAAGUUACAAAGACGAACAGAACCCUGGAUGAGGUGGACCACAGGGUUAAACUCCUCAAUGAGAUGUUGAAUCACUUCAGUGAAGACGUCUCCACGGAUGGGGACAAAGAGAUCAUCAGGGAGUUGUAUGGAGAUUGUGAUAAGCUAAGGCAGACAGUUUUCAAGCUUGCCACAGAAACGGAGGACAAUGACAAUAACUUGGGGAACAUCCUGCAGGCCAGCGAUGACCUCUCCCGUGUCAUUAACUCCUAUAAGAGGAUUGUAGAAGGACAGAUCAUCAACGGAGAGAAAGAAGAACAUUUGACUCGCCACAAGGCAAAGCAGUCAGAGGUCCUCAUUGAUCUGGCGGGCCUGGAGCCCCAGGGCCCGGCGGCGGCCACCUCCAGCCAUCUCCAGGCCCCGCCCUCCUCCCUGUCCGUCCCUGCAGACCUGCUGUGCGCCGCCGCCGCCGUCGCCCCUGGGCCUCAGGGCUCCUUCACGGCAGCCUCGCUGACGCUGCUCGACGAGGAGCUGUUGUUCUUAGGUAUCGGUGACCCUGCCCCGGUUGUAAGUCAAUCCAUCGUGACUAGACCUGAACCCCUGGAUCAUCAGCUGACAUCCUUACAGGACUCCAGUCAGGACUUUGAUAUUUUCGGCUCGGUCUCACUUCCCGCCCCGCCCUCCUUCUCCACGUUCCCAGUGUUUUCGACCAACCUCUCCCCAGGGCCUCCCCCGGCCCAGUGUCCCCGCCCCUCCUCCACCUCACACCACUCUGCUGUCUUCUAUGGGUCCCCCUAUACCAACCAGUCAGCCACCACCGUCCCCAGCCUGCAGUCCUCCUCAGCCGCCACCCUUUCCCCUGCUGGCCGCCAGUCAUACAGCAGCACCUCGUCUCUCCCAAGCUAUGCUUCAGCGACUUCAUUCCAAACGCAGGUCACCAGUGUGCCUUCGCCUCAUGCAGCAAGCACUUCCCUGUCUCCCCCAGGCUCAAGUAACGGCAUUCUGCAGGAUUUGGACUUGCUCGACCUCAGCAGUCACAAAACUACAACUGGCAUGCUGGAUGUCGCGGGGUUCCUAGGAGCAGCUUCCACGUCCUCCUCCCCCAUGCCCCAUCUCCUGGGAGGGAUGCCAGCAGGACCUCUGGUUCUCCCCCCCGCUAAGAGUCAGGCAGACGACAGCCCGCUGUUGCGCUCACUGUCGCCGGUCCUCACCCCGAGUCAACCCAGUCCAGGGAAGGGCCAGGAGAUCUCCCUGUCCAGUGUCAAGGUCUCUCUGGAGGCAAUCAAACCAAGCAAAGUGUGCCCGGUAACUGCUUAUGACAAAUACGGCAUCCGAGUUCUGCUCCACUUUGCCUCCGACUGCCCACCAGACAGACCUGAUGUACUGGUUAUGGUGGCCUCCAUGCUCAACACUGCCCCGCUGCCCGUCAGCCACAUCGUUAUGCAGGCUGCAGUCCCAAAGUCUAUGAGGUUGAGACUCCAGCCUCCAUCCGGGACAGAGCUGGCGGCAUUCAACCCCAUUCUACCCCCUGCUGCUAUCACCCAAGUCAUCUUGCUGGCCAAUCCACUCAAGGAGAAGGUGCGGAUGAGAUACAAGUUGGCGUUCACGCUGGGGGAACAGCCGUGCUCAGAGAUUGGAGAAGUGGAGCAGUUCCCCCCUGCCGAGAAGUGGGGUGCUCUAUAGCCCGGCUCUGUGUUGGAAGGGCUGCAUUAACCGUAACAUUCUUGAAACCCGAGCAAAGCAGAACUAUAAUCAAAGCUUUGAAGUUCAAGACCUUUAUAGGCUCAUGGUAGUGUCCACCUCCACCUCUGGGAGGGUCAUUCAAGCAGAUCAUUGCAGUGUUUUGGACCUGCUUUAUGUCCUUACUGUGGACUUGAUUCAGAUGUCACCACAGUGCCAGUGCAGUAGUUACAGUGGUUAAGAUCCACUUUGGGAAAUGGAUGGUUUCACACAGAAAAAAAAGUCAUGCCGGGCUUUAGUUUAACGUGCUACAUUACCAUUAGGUAUACUGUAUUUUUCACUUGGCUUGCAUUCAAAGGACAUCAAUCAUUCAUACUGCAGGUCAUUUAUACCCUUUUUUGUGACCAACAUUUGGUCUAUCUUGCGCAUCUUGGUUCUUUUAACCAAUUGGUAGGAGAAGAAAUGGUCAUAAGUAUGGGAAAAGGCAUGACAUGUGAAAACUGAAUUCGUUUCUGCUACUGACUGUUUUGACAUCAGAAGUCACUUAAAAAAACUGUGAUUCAAGCAUGCAAAGUAAUUUUUUACUGACCAUACUCAGAUGAACGUUAAAAAAAUGUAGGUCCGAAACAGUACAAUUCUUAAUUCCAGUACUAGACUUUCGGGGGAACCUGGAUUUCUGCAGUCUGAAGCAGGACUUUGAUAUGACUCAUGACGUGCAAUGUUGGAUGGUAGGGAUAGGAUGGCUGGAUGUUGAUCGUUUUGGAGUGAGGACUAUCACCCAUUAAUAAACUUGUGCUUGAAUUAAUUUUUACCUUGUUACCGUAUGACUCCGAUUGUUAGAGACUUUUGUCCUUUAAACAAUGAUGGCACAAAUGUAUUUAGAGAGUUGAGAAGCGGAAGACCCAGUAUUUAUUUGUUUUGUGUGAGGAUUGUGAAAUGAAUUUUAUUUUCUUUAUUGAUAGUAUUGUUUGCUCAAUUCUUACCUAAAUGCUUGUGUCGCUUUUAAUAUUAUGCUCAUGGCAGAUCUGGUGGUGCUCAAUGUAAACAAACUGGUCAAUGAGUACUAUUUCAUAUUAUACAAAUCAACCUGUUUACCUGACUUCAUUUUUGUUCAGCAAAGGGCUGGUUGGCCAGACCUAAACUAGAACUAAAUCAUUUGUAUAAAGUCAUCCUAAAUGGCCCUCAUUCAAUAUUAUACCCUCUCUAAUAUAAAGGUUUGAUCUGUCGGUCGGAGAGGUCCUUUUUUGUGCGAAUAGGCCUUGGUCUCAUGUCAUAACCUGGGUUAAUUCUUCAUGUUGUGGCUCUCCUUUCAGACCUGGUAAAUUGAAAAUUAAAGUUAACACUGACA